AUGACGAUUCACUUCGUCCCGGGCGACCCCAACCCCUCGCCUGACUGUCUGCACCAGGUAGUUUGGCGCAAAACACACAUCGUAGCAUAUUCUUCGGGUAAUAACUUGAUUAUCUAUACCGUCACCAAAAACCAACCGCAAAACAUCCAAACAGUGACAUUGGAAAAAGACGUGGUGUCUGUUGUGAUAAACGAGACCAACGGAUUAAUCUGUGCUUCCAUUGGCUCUCAGAUCGCUGUUUUUGGCCUAGUUGAUGAGUAUUCUUCUGUUCUCAGAUGGACAGAGAAAGUUCGCCUUGAUAAUGAUGAUUCGGCCGUCAAUUGUCUACAGUGGGCCUUAGAGGAGGACGAAUUGGUUGUAGGAUCCCAGAAUUCCCUUUCUUUGUAUCAUUUAUGGAUAGAAUACGGCGAUAUAAAGUGGACCAGACGCUGGACCAAGAACCAGCCCAGUGCGGUCGAGACGGUUGCUAUUACCAAUGAUGGAAGCAAAAUAGUGACAUACUGUAACUCUAAUUUCGACAGCUUUGCAAAGGUGUGGCUCCGCAUCGCUUAUGGUGAUGAGUCUACUCUUUUCGACCUAGUAUAUGCUGACCACGAAGCAUCCUCAUACAUUGUAGAUUUGCAAUGGCGAAAGAAGGCACGCCAGCAUGAGGAAGAAAAUAACGCCGACGCCUUGGCUCUGAUGCUACAUAUUAAGAACAUGCGUACGGUGAUGACCAAGCUUCCUAAUGACGACAAUGAUAUUCUUUACACGGUCACCAACGAUCACAAAUUACAUGUUUGGGCUACCUGCGAGUUUAAUGGCCAUAGCUACUUAAAGCAGUGGCACUCUCAGGACCUCCAGAGCCUAGUUUCGGGGAAUUACAUGGCCUCAAUCAUAAUCGAAAGUGCCUAUGUGAGCGAGCUACUAGCGGCUUCUACAUACAAAGGAACAGAAAUCGAGUCUUCUUUCCUUCAAAAUAACGAUCUCGGCAAAUUUGACCUCCUAAUAGUCGCUGGAAAAACUAUGUCGAGCUUAUACUCUAUACUGAACAUAUCAACGAAUCCGCCUAGCUCAAUUGAGUUCGAACAGAUUUGCACUUUUGAUACAGAUUUACGAUGCAUUCCGCACUAUCGAGCCAAGAUUUUAUCUUGCGAUGAGGAUACACCACUCUACGAGUUCAGAAAACGUCAAAAUCCAAUCGGCAACGGCAGUCUUGUGGUGCUCCCUUCGGCCACAGAUCUUGCCUUUCUCAUGCAUGACAAGGUGAAGAACAACAUUCGUUGCAUAAAGGUAAAUCUCGAUUCUACAUUUCUGGAGAAACCCAAUGUGAAGCUCCUGCUCCUCGAAAAAUUCCAGGGUCAUUCCAAACCAGUACGCAAACUCAUUGCCUCAUCUUCCUCACACGAAAAUAACAUCAUGCUUUCAAUUCUGGACUUUCCAGAGUACAACUACAUCUGGGAGCCAUUGCAUUUGGACUACUAUAACAAGUCAAUGUCCAUCACGAAAAGAUUCCGUCUCAAUGUAUCCCGACCCGAUUCAGAUCCUCAGGGCGUCGUUGACGCUGUAAUUAUAAACGAUAUCACGCCGCCCUCAAAGAACCUUCGUCAUCAUUUGAUCGCAGCCGUCGAAAAGACUGGAUAUUUGAGUAUUUGGGACUGUGAUGGUGUGACAAUGGACGACAACGAUGUGAAAUUGAUCGAGCGACUUCGAAUCAACGACAAGUCCGGCAACAAUAGAACCGAUGAUCCAAGUACGUUACUUCUACAGAAAACAGGUGAGCUGGUGUACGUGGUGGUGGCCGUCUAUGGACCCUCAGAUCAUUGUGCUUGGAGAUUGAAUGUAGAUGGCAGUAACACUAGUUGUCAGACUAUUGAGUCUCAACCCUUCCCUGGUGAAUAUUCGUCAAACCUCAAGAUAUCUACUGUCGAUACAUUCCUUGAGAAAGACGUAUCUGUGAUUGAUGAAGAUGGCCGCUUGUCACUCUUGUCUGGUUCAUUUGAUUCGAAGAACAACACAAUGUCAUGGUCUAAAAUUGCCAAGUUUCCGACCUCAGUAAAAAAUGCGCAAUACAUCAGAGGAGCUUCUCUCAUCAAUAAGGUUGCCAUUGUGGACCAAACGGGAAGCUCGUUGUCUAUCUGGGAUACCAAGUUCUCCAAUCUUGAAUUCGAAGAAAAGUUCCCCGAAAGCCACGGUCCCAUAAAAGAUAUCGACUGGACUUUCAUCAGCUCCAAGGGUUAUGCAGCCAACGCGCUUCUUUCCGUUGGCUUCCGCGACUUUGUCUACAUCUACGCCCAGUUGCGUUACGACUACACCAAUAAAGUACCUACUUUUGCAGUGUUAAAGAAAAUUGACAUUUCGCAUUUCUCAACCAUCCCAGUUGCCGAUCUGAUCUGGCUCGAUGACUCCAAUCUCAUUAUAGGCAGCGGAAACCAAUUCUUUGUUGACGAUAAAUUCGUGGAAUUAGGCGAGAACAACCAUGGUGUGCUUACGACCGGUGCAAUUGACUCAACAGUAAGACAGCUUUUGCCAGUGAACCAAUCUCAAGAUGCAAUUUAUGAGGUUUCAGAUCUAGUCAAAGUCUUGAAUGGUCCAAUUCCAGUGUAUCAUCCCCAGUUCCUCAUACAAGCUUUAUUGAAUGAUGAAAUUGAUGCAGUGGAAGCAGUUCUAGUACGUAUGCUCCAAUUUCUCCGUGGAAGCGACGACAUACCAUGGGAUCUUAAAAUUGAUUUCAAAGAUCUUGCUGGCUCUGAGAGUACCCCAGCGUCGCGAAGAAGAAGCUCAAUCAUUAGCGGCUUGGAACGAAAUGGCAAUAUUUUCGAUGCAUUCAAUACGCAUACAGCGGAUCUUCUUACUGAAAAACUAGCAACCACAUCGAUGCCAUUACUCACAAGGCACCAACAAGGAACUCUCCGCAACAUCGUAGUGAUUCUUAACAAAUUGAAACCCCAGAGAGCAUCCUUGGAUGAAGAUGGCUUCAAGUUUUUGUUCAGUUUUGAGUUGCUCAGAGCUUCCAAAAAGCAAAAGAGAUUGUCGAUUCGUGACAUAAGUUGGGCAUUACACAGUGACCAAAAGGAAGUUCUUUUCUCUGCUGUAAAGCAUGCGUACAAGCGGAUGGAUUGGGAGGUUGUGAAAAAGUGCGGUUUGGUAUACUGGCUAGACGAGAUCAAGCUCAAGGAGUUGGUUGAGAGCGUCGCCAAAUGCGAGUUUGCGGACGAAAGAGAUGCGUCUGGACGUGUCUCUGUCCUAUACUUGGCAAUAAAAAAGAAACAACUUCUCAUUGGAUUAUGGAAAACCACUUCACACACAGAGAAAGACAAGGUCCUCAAGUUCUUGAGCAACAAUUUCGCAGAACCGCGAUGGCAAUCUGCAGCAUUGAAAAAUGCCUUCGUAUUGCUAGGAAAACAUAGGUAUCUCGAUGCCGCCUAUUUCUUUUUGCUUGCUGGCAAAGUGAAAGAUUGUUGUCUCACGUUAUGCAGCAAAUUGGACGAGAUAGAAUUGGCACUUGCAGUCGCAAAAGUGAAUUCAGACAAAGAAGCCACAAUGCUGAUUAUUGAGCGCUUUAUUUUGCCUCUGGCGGUCGCCAAAGGUGACCGUUGGUACACCAGUUGGGUAUUCUGGGAGCUUGGAAUGGCAGAGAUAGCUAUUCAAGCACUUGUGAAGUCGCCCCGGAGGGUUGUCAAUCAAAACGCAAGCCAAUUUCUGGACGCUUUCCAAAAAGAAAUGAAAAAGGCGCUGCUUGAUGCGCACAGCCGGAGUUUCCUUCGUGAUGAUCCAGUGCUUGCCACAUUGUACGAGAAGUUGCGUGGAACCAGAGAGAGUUACUACAAAGGUUCCAAAGCGGUUCUGCCCGAGGAAGAGUUUGAUUUUGUUGUCCGAGUCGCAAGCAUCUAUGCUCGCAUGGGAUGUGACUAUCUUGCCUUGAUGUUUUUGCGAAACUGGAAGUUCGCAGCCAGGCAAACGAAGAAGAAUAUAGAACCCACGCCUGAAGCCAAGGACAUUUUCCUGGAUUUUAAGAUGGACCUGUUUGGAGGUGGAAAUGGGAACGGCUUUUCGGAGCAAAAAGAGGCUACUCCGACUACGUUCGUGGAACCAGACAUGAGCUCAUUUUCAUUUGGAUUUUAG
Australozyma saopauloensis is the source of this 4104-nucleotide messenger RNA. RefSeq lists its product as uncharacterized. Gene Ontology annotation, molecular function: protein binding. Lineage: Eukaryota; Fungi; Ascomycota; Pichiomycetes; Serinales; Metschnikowiaceae. The coding region runs from base 1 to 4104 and encodes 1367 amino acids. Gene Ontology annotation, cellular component: RAVE complex. The record is from RefSeq and is a predicted model, not a curated record. The transcript has a single exon. Gene Ontology annotation, biological process: vacuolar acidification.